This is a messenger RNA of Cyprinus carpio (common carp), 630 nucleotides long. RefSeq names its product receptor-interacting serine/threonine-protein kinase 3-like. Lineage: Eukaryota; Metazoa; Chordata; Actinopteri; Cypriniformes; Cyprinidae. The record is from RefSeq and is a predicted model, not a curated record. The coding region runs from base 1 to 630 and encodes 209 amino acids. The transcript has 3 exons. Gene Ontology annotation, molecular function: ATP binding; JUN kinase kinase kinase activity. Gene Ontology annotation, biological process: protein phosphorylation.
AUGGACGAAUCUGUGCGCAUCAGGGUCGAGGUGAUCCGUGAUGAGUGUCUGCGGGGCUGGAGGAGCGUCGGAACCGGCGUGUUCGGUCAGAUCUACCGGGCGAAGCACAAGACCCUGGGGAUGGACGUGGCCAUCAACAGAUCUGCGUCCUCCAUCCAGAGGGAAGCUCACCUGAUGUUCCAGGGUGGGAAUCCUAACGUGAUCAGGAUCUUGGGUCUGUACGAGGGCCGUGUGGGCGGCGCGGGGCUGCAGUCGGGGCUGGUGAUGGAGUUCAUGCCCAAGGGUUCGCUGGCUGAUCUGCUGCAGAAGCUGACCGGGGGGCCGCCGCCGUGGCCUCUGACCUUCCGCAUGGCGCACGAGAUCGGCCUGGGCAUGAACUUCCUCCAUCAUCUGUCCCCUCCGCUCCUGCAUCUGGACCUCAAGCCCAGCAACGUGCUGCUGGACGACAGCCCUCAGAGCCAAGGCCAGUCCAGACUCACAGAUUUCGGUCUGUCUCGAGUGGCUCGAAGCGUUUCUAGAUGCUCCAGCGAUAAAGACGAUGAUGAUGGAGGAACACUGAGCUACAUUGCCUCCAAGCGCUGCAGGUCGCUCAACUACAAAGCCUGCAAAGCCACUGACGUCUACAGGUGA